AUGGAGUGUACUCAAAGACUUGACUGUUUAACACAAGAGUUAAAUGGGAGUUCGCAGGAAAGAACUUUACAUGAACAGAUCGGAUUCCUAGGAAUAUGUGGUACAAAAUAUCCAGUUAUCAAAGGUCCCAACAAAGUAGGAAGGGAUCCACAGACAUGCAAUAUAGUUUUAGAUUUGAAUUCUAUAUCCAGGCAACAUGCUGUUAUCAACAUUUUGAACUCUACAGAAUUUAUGAUUAUGGAUUUAGAUUCAGCAAACAAAACAAAGUUAUUGAAUAAAACUCUUCCACCCUAUAUACCCCAUCCUUUGAAGAAUGGUGACACAGUGCAAUUUGGUCAAGUCUUUGGCAUUUUUCGAUUGCUUGAAGAUGAUGAUGAUUUACCCAUGACACAAGCUUUGGAUAUUCCUGAUACACCCGUGGUAAAUAGGCAUGUAACAAAAUUAAACAAUUUACCCUCUACUACAAUACCGGAGUCACCUGAUUGUAGUGAUAAGGAUGAGUCCUAUAUUGUAUCAUCACAAUCUAAAAAUUAUGAGUUUAAAAGUCCAAAUAGUCAUUACAUUAAAACUUCUGGGAAGACUAUUGCCAUUCAGUCAGUAGGGAUGAAUAAAAUUGAUAAUAUUUACUGGCAAUCAUCAAAAAAAUCUGUCUCUAUUGACAUGGGCUUGGAUGAUUCUAAUCAGGAACUUGUUGUUACUGAUAAAUCCUUGAAAACAACUGAAGCAAUCACCAAUCAAAAUAUUCACGAGAUGGAUACUCAAGUACCUUUUCCUGCGCAAAGAUUUGAGGCUCCGGAUGCUAUAUAUACCGCGAAUACUCAGCUCUCUUCAAAUGGGCCAUCAGUAUCUGGUGUAGAUGGUCAUUUAAUAGAUAUGAACAAUUUGCCGUAUGCUCGAAAAAUAAAUGAGCACCAUGAAAUGGAACUUGACUUGUUUACUGAAAAUAAGGAGAAUAACAACAGCAUUUACAAUGCAGAAACACAAGCGUUUGCUAUAAACAACGAUAAAGGAACCAAGAAACAAAGCAGCAAUGAAAGACUUGACAUAUCUAAUGAAGGAACAUCAAAUCCAAAACUUAAUAUAUCUGAUGAAGAAAUUAUUUUUGAUGAAGUAGAUAGUCAGCCAUUGCCUGAAGUCUUUGAAUCUCAGCCUUUAUUGCUCCCCGAAAUUUUAAAUUUAAAUGAUGGUAUAGCUAACAAUAACGAUAACAGUAUUUUAGACGACGUUAAUUUUAAAAACAAACAAACAAAUAGAACAAGACUAAAUUCAGAUAGUUCGACUGAUUGUGACGACUUUGAUAUGUUGCCCACUCAAAAAAUUCAAGAAAAACCAGAGUGUGGAGAGCAAAACAACAAAAUUGAUAACAGAUUACAAAAUGUUAAUGAUGAUAGUACUGACUGCGAAGACAAUCUAGUAGAAUUUAACAAAGAAGUAGUUCCAACAAAGUGCACCCGUAUUACUUUAGAUGAUAAUGAUUCUACAGAUUGUGAAGAUGACAUAAUUCCUUGUAAUACAGAUGCUUUAAAGCGAAAAGCUUCCAGUGAAGUCGGUUUUGAAGACUUGGCUACGCAAGUCAUUACUAUGGAUAGACCUAAUGUGAUUGAAGACUUAAAUGAUAAACCAGAAUCAAAUUAUACUUUUGAAGAUAUGCCAACUCAAAUUAUUGAAGAAAUUGAUAAGCCUAAACGAAUUUUAUCAAUACAAAAUACAAAUGAAGCGAAUGAGCAAAUGGACGAUUCACUAGAAAGAAGUCCAUUUAAAGUACCUUUGCAUUGUUUUAAGAAAAAUAAAAAGAAAGAAAUCACAAGACCAGACUUGUUAAAUACCGUCAGUUCCGUGUUGGAGGAAGAUAAUUUCUACGAAGCAACACAAGAUAUAUUAAACGAUUUAUGCACUCAGAAAGAUACAAGUAACGAAGAACAACAGCCGAACACAAGCAGUGAUAUAAAAAACCGAUUAGAUCCAAAAAAUAAACGUUUAAUUGCUGAUAAAUCUUCAGAAAGUAGUGAUGGUGACGACAAAAUCAAUAAGUAUGCAGCAGGUUUGUCAAGUGACCAAAUUAAAGAUAUUAUUGGAAUAGAUGAAAAGAUGAACAUAAACCUUAAGAAGACAUCUAGUGACAGUUCAGACGUGGAAAGUACGCCUCGAAAACAAAGACCCAUUAAAUUCAUGGAAACUGAGUUGCCGGACAGCCAAGAAAUAAAAAAAUCUGUUACACUAAAGCCAGUUAGGGCCCGUGUAGAAACCGCUACUGAAUCUGAAACUGAAAACGAUGCAGAAGAACAGUGUACACCAAUUGUCUCCCGUAAGAGAAAGUGUCAUAAAAAUACUAAAAUCGAUUUAAGAAACAAAUUCGAAAGUGAUUUAUUACCUACAAGAGUAUUAACUCGAAUAAGAAAACCGACUGCGAAAGCACAAAGUAUGGGGAUAAAUAAUAUGUUGAAGUGUAGAUUGCUUGCGGGAUCCGAAGAAAUUGUUGAUAUGGAUAUUAUUGCGGAAAACAUGUUGCGGCUCAAGACUAAAACUAGCAAACAAAAGGUAGACGGUGAAGUUAAAACUGAAGAUAGACAAAGCCACGAAGCGAACAAUGAACAGAAACCUUUGGUAAAACAAUUAAAUAGUGAAGAGAGUUAUGAAAGAAUUAACGGUAAAAGAAAAUCGAAUGACUCUGAUGAUAUAUCUAAAUCUGAAAAGGAUCAUAAUGACAGGAAAAAAAAUAAAUCGAUAAAGAUUAGUAAUGACAAUACUAAACUGAGCACAGCGAGGAAACCCUAUGUAAAAAGUCCCACCGAAAAAAAGACUGAUGACAAACCAGAGACUAAAAAAGUAAUGGAUGUUCAAAACAUCGACAAACAAUCUGAAACAUCAGCAAAACCUUCUCAGAAAACAAGAGGAAGAAGUCAGGCUGAAAUAAAACAGGAAAAAUCAAACGUGUCUAAAAAUAAAGCAGCCGGAAAACGUCUUCAAACGCAAAAGGAUGAAACAAAAGAAACUCAUAAAGAUGACAUAAGUAGCAACGUAACAAGCAAAAGAAAUUCCAGAAGUAGACGGAAGGAAGAGGAUAGGGAAAAUGAAUCAAAGACAUCCACCAAAGAGAAAAUAGAUGCGUCAGAUAGGAGAGAUAAAAGGAAACGUAAUGCCGAAGACAGAAGCAAGAACGAGUCGUCGCCCGAGAAAGAAGUAAGAAGAAGCAAGAGACAGAGAACGACGAAGAACGACUCGGAGGCGAAUUCGGCACAGUCCAUUUCGAGCAAUAGUAACCCUACUAAACACGAACAAAGUACUGUUUAUAGCAUCUCUGACGAGUCAAGAAGGGAUUCCCCAAUAGAAAAAUCAAUGAAAAGGCCUGCAAGGGAUGAUUCAGUAAAUUGUUUUAAAAAGGGAUCAGUCUCAAAUACUUUUAACACAUCGUUACGAGUUACUCCAAGAAAUAUCAAGACGCACAAGGUCUUGUUUACCGCAUUUCCUUGCGAGGAGGUUAAAGUGAAGUUGGAGAAAUUGGGCGCUGUGGUUGUGACCGAAGUGGCUGAGUGCACGGUACUGUUGACUCUGCAAAUAAAGCGCACUUUCAAGUUGCUUUGCGCUAUCGGUCUGGGCCGGCCGAUAGUCGGUCCCAGCUGGGUCCAGGCGUGUGCCGACACCAAUAUGAUCGUUGAUCCCUGGCAGUACAUUAUAAAGGACGAAGCCGCUGAGAAGCGGUUCCAGUUCAACUUGGAGCAGACAUUAACGGGAAAGAGGAAUUUCUUGCAAGGCUACAAUGUGUCCUCAACACCCAGUGUGAUGCCCAACGCAAUGGAGAUGAAACUAAUUGUAGAAUGUUCAGGUGGAACGUGGAGAGAGGGUGGGUCGAAGUGGAUCUGUAUAUCUACCCCCGCAGACAAAGCACUCUGGGUCUCAUUGGAGCGUAGAGGUGCUAUUUUAGCGAGCUCGGAAUUAAUUCUGAAAGGUGUCCUGCGACAGAAGUUGGAAAUUGUGAAAUUAAGAGAACAU
Molecule: messenger RNA, 3990 nt
Organism: Iphiclides podalirius (scarce swallowtail)
Lineage: Eukaryota; Metazoa; Arthropoda; Insecta; Lepidoptera; Papilionidae
Source: the annotation of a GenBank genome assembly